AUGGGAUUCAACAACACCCAUCGACAAGAGGAGAUUGGUGCUAAUAAAAACGUUGCUACUACAACCGGUGGCAGGAAUAAUGCUAGGAAGAUCCAUAUUGCUCAUAGAAAAUCACCGUGUGAGCUAACCAACUUGAUGAUUGAGCAGUUUAAUCUGACCAGGCAGCUGGAUAUUGGCCAGCAGCAGCACUCGCCUGUUCAGAAACACCAUAAUAUCUCUCAGCUGAGUGAAAACCAUGCGUAUGGCGCAACUGUUGCACCGGUUGGAGCUACAUCUUUUCUACAGCCUCCCCAACCGCAGUUCAACAAUAGCCCGGCACCCAAUACUUCUAACAAGAGCCGAUCCCAUUCUAGAAAUAACUCUGGAUUUUACAGCGGUAAUAAUGAUUUUGGUGGUUCUUCGUCUCAUAGGAGAACUGGAUCCCAAUCCAGUGUAUAUGGGCACACGAGACGACAUUCGCUGGGGUUGAACGAGGCGAAGAAAGCGGCAGCCGAGGAGCAGGCUAAAAGAGCUGUUUCUAUUCUUAGUAGUACACCUACUAAAUUGGAGCAUUCACCAGAUGGGGAAGAGUCUUCAGCAAAUAUUUCAGCCUUCAAGUUUCCUCCACCUGCUCCCGUGCCACCCCAAGCUGGUCAUCGUCGCGCCAACUCUGCUAUGUCGCCUAAUCGCUCCUUUCAGUUCCCUGCAACUUCAUCCGGUAAAGAAAAUCAAGAUGAUUCACCUGCGGUGGAUCACUCACACCGCCGCACAAGUUCAAGGGGACAGGAUCUACCCGGUAUUAACUCGAACUGGAGAGUGCAGCAAACACAUCAACAGCAAUCAUCUUCAUAUCACAAAACUUCCUAUUCUAAUCAAGGAUUUGGGUUAGAUCCUUCCCCUGUUUUCCAGCCCGGUCACAGAUCGCGUGGUUCCAACGCUUCUACGCAUAGUUUUAAUUCUAGUCCCGGUGCGAACAAUGCCAAUGGCAGAAAAUCUUUGUUUGCUCCAUAUUUACCACAAGCAAAUAUACCGCAAUUAAUUGAAGAAGGCAGAUUGGUCGCAGGUGUCCUCCGUGUUAAUAAGAAGAAUCGUUCAGACGCAUGGGUUUCUACUGAUGGCGUUCUAGAUGCUGAUAUAUUUAUUUGUGGAUCCAAGGACCGUAACAGAGCACUUGAAGGUGAUAUUGUCGCCGUGGAGCUGCUAAUGGUCGACGAUGUGUGGGAGUCUAAAAAGGAAAAAGAGGAAAAGAAAAGAAGGAAAGAUGCGUCAACACAGCAAGAUGUGGUUUCUUUGGACUCAAAGGAUGACUAUCACAACGACGCCUCUUUGGGAAGUUCUAGCGUAAACACUUCAGGUUCAACACAGCAACAGAACGCAUCAGCCUCUAAGAGUGGUGAAAAUUCUAACGGCACAGGCUCAAUUAAGAGAAGAGGUUCUUUGAAGCAAAGGCCAACGCAAAAGAAGAACGACGAUGUUGAAGUUGAAGGUCAGUCUUUACUUCUGGUCGAAGAGGAAGUAAUUAGUGAUGAAUUUAAACCUCUUUAUGCGGGCCAUGUUGUUGCAGUCCUCGAUCGUAUUCCUGGACAGUUGUUUAGUGGUACUUUGGGCUUACUAAGACCAUCGCAACAAUCUUGCGAUUCUGAUAAACCUCAAAAGCCAAAAAUUGUGUGGUUCAAACCUACAGAUAAGAAAGUCCCAUUGAUUGCUAUUCCAAUAGAACAAGCGCCAAAGGAUUUUGUUGAAAACUCUGAGAAUUACACUAAUAAGACGUUCGUAGCCUCUAUAAAGCGUUGGCCCAUCACUUCUUUGCAUCCAUUUGGUACCCUAGUGUCUCAGUUGGGCGAGAUCAACGAUCCGGCGACAGAAAUUGAUUCCAUACUAAGAGAUAACAAUUUUCUGUUGGAUGAAUACCCAGAACAUGGAGAUUACACCAAGGAUAAAGAACUAUAUAGCCCAAAGGUGCUCAGUGCAGAGGAGUUGGCGGAGAGAAAGGUUUAUGAUGAAACGGUUGCAAUCUCUGAAGAUGGCAUUCUCUCUAACCUUGCUUUACAUGUUGAAACCUUACCUGAUGGCAAUAUCGAACUGGGAUGCCAUGUUGUUGAUGUGACCGCUCAUAUUGAAGAAGGAUCGUCUUUGGAUAGACGAGCACGGAAGAGAUCAACUGCAGUGUUCAUGCCUCAGAGAUCCGUCCAAUUGUUGCCCGAUUCUGUGAAUAAACAUUUAAACUUAGAAGCUGGUCGCCAGACGGCUACUUUGUCUGUCAUUUACAAAAUCCAUCCAAAAACCUAUGAGGUUAUUUCUUAUGAAAUUAAUGAGAGCUUAGUGGAACCUAAAGCAUUAUUGACAUUUGAGCAAUUAAACAGAGAAUUUGAUAGGGAACCUGAUAAAAUUACUGAAUUUGCCAAAUUACUUUAUUCUAUAUCUACUCAAUUUUUCCGCCAAAGGUUUCAACUGACUGACGAAGAUAUCUCUUCUAAUAGUAAAUUGUCAUUACUUUCUACAUUGGAUGACGAAAAGGUCAAAGUUAACUUGAAUCUUUUUGAAACAUCUUUGGCAGCAUCUAUCAUUGGUGAAAUUGAACAUAAGGUGAAUAACACCGUUGCUGAGAAGAUAUAUGUCAACUUAGGACCUGCUGCGUUUUUGAGAAGACAAUCGCCACCGGUCUCUACCAAACUGCAGCUUUUUAAGAAAAAAGUGCAAAGGUUCAACACAUAUCCAGUUCACAGUUUACUGCAAUCAAUAAUAUCUAUGGAGGACGCUAAAACUAAGACAUGUGUUGAGUUGCUUCUUUAUAAGGCAUUAAACCGUGCUAGGUAUUUUGUUGCUGCUAAGGUGGAACCGGAUCAGUUUGGGCAUUUUUCGCUGAAUAUGCACUUGUAUACGCACUUCACCGCGCCUUUAAGGCGGUACGCUGACCAUGUUGUUCACAGACAGCUAAAGUCAGUUAUUCAUGGCACAGAGUACAAAGAGGAUUUGGAGUCCUUGAAAAUUACCUCCGAGUACUGUAACUUCAAGAAGGACUGUGCUAGCCAUGCUCAACAACAAGCUAUUCACUUGUUAUUAAGCAAAACGAUUAAUGAUAUGGGUAAUGCUGGUGGCCAAUUACUAGUGGUCGCGAAUGUCCUUCAAGUUUACGAAUCAUCUUUUGACGUCUUUAUCCCAGAAUUUGGUAUUGAGAAAAGAAUCCAUGGCGAUCAACUGCCAUUAAUUAAAGCUGAAUAUGAUGGAAGUAGUCGAGUAUUGGAGUUAUAUUGGCAGCGUGGUAUCGACAGUGCGACUUUUGUACCACCUGAUGAAAAGAAUCCAAAAUCAUACAGAACUUCUAUCAAAAAUAAAUUCAGGUCAACAAGUAAAGAAAUUGCACUAAUGCAGAAAACUGCAAAGGAAACUGAAUCUGGUUUAAUUGGCGAUGAACUUGCAUCGGAAUUUUCAAAACUACAUAUUGAAGCUCCAAGACUCCAUAUCCUGACAAGCGACGAAGCAAGUGACGAUCCCUUAGCCCCUUACCUAGACCUUGCCAUUACCAGGCAGGAAGGUGAUAAUUAUAUUCAGGAAAUUCAUGAGUUGAGCCAAGUCCCAGUUCUCUUGAGGGCUGAGAUUGGUAUGGCAUUGCCUUGUUUGACGAUAAGGGCAUUAAAUCCAUUCACCACUAACUAUUAA
Eremothecium sinecaudum is the source of this 3639-nucleotide messenger RNA. RefSeq names its product mRNA-binding translational repressor SSD1 (gene SSD1). The record is from RefSeq and is a predicted model, not a curated record. Gene Ontology annotation, biological process: mRNA catabolic process. Gene Ontology annotation, cellular component: P-body; exosome (RNase complex). NCBI's taxonomy places the organism in Eukaryota, Fungi, Ascomycota, Saccharomycetes, Saccharomycetales, Saccharomycetaceae. Gene Ontology annotation, molecular function: 3'-5'-RNA exonuclease activity; RNA binding. The transcript has a single exon. Bases 1 to 3639 code for a protein of 1212 amino acids.